Leptopilina boulardi is the source of this 13027-nucleotide messenger RNA. RefSeq names its product dmX-like protein 2 (gene Rbcn-3A). Gene Ontology annotation, molecular function: protein binding. The record is from RefSeq and is a predicted model, not a curated record. Gene Ontology annotation, cellular component: RAVE complex. Lineage: Eukaryota; Metazoa; Arthropoda; Insecta; Hymenoptera; Figitidae. Gene Ontology annotation, biological process: vacuolar acidification. The transcript is spliced from 26 exons. The coding region runs from base 169 to 10248 and encodes 3359 amino acids.
GAUGGCCGACACUCUACUGCUAGAUUACUGUGUGUCACGUCAACUAUUAAAUUCCUUUUCGGGAAUUUAGUUUUUAAAAUAACGUGUGUUUGUCAUAACGACAGCUAAAUUAAUAUCUAGUAUUAUAUAAAUUUAUUCGUGAAAAUGAUCUAAGUCAAUCGAACAAUUAUGAAUUGUCAUCAAAUAUUAAGCGGAGCUUGCAAUGCAGGUGAUCGUUGCUUUGCUGUCGGCUCUGUUGAAGGAAUAUCAUUUACCGCUUACGCUGCUGGAUGUAACAUUGUGAUUCUCGCUAGUAAUUUUGAGCGUGUUCAAAUUAUUCCUGGUGCUGUGCAUAAUUACAUACGAAUAAGUUGUUUGGAUUGUAGCACCGAUACAGGAAAAAUUGCAGCUGCUUACGAAAAUCAAGUUUGCAUUUUUGAGCCAACACCGUUAAUUCACAGCACUUGCUCUCACCAAUUGGAAUAUCGAUGGGUACAAACGGGUUCUCUUCAAACGGAAUCAAAUAUCACUUCUCUAUCAUGGAAUUUAGAGGGCACUCGUCUUUUAACUGGUGGAGAACUCUUACAACUUUGGCAUCAAAAUAUUCUUCCUUUCCAAGAGGAACAACCUAGCGCCGUGACAUUUUCCAUCGGCGGUGAAGCAGAGAGUCCAGGACCUGGUGAUACGGGACCAACCAACGACGUUGGAACAUGGAAUUGUGUGUGGAAAUGUCGUACGGCGACUCCGGUACAUCUAAUGACUUUUAGUCCCGAUGGUACACUUUUUGCAACAACAGGAAUGAACGACAGACUUGUGAAAAUUUGGUUCGAGAAUAAACAACUGUUCCCAUCAAAGAGUAUUGAUCACUCGUCGUUUAAUCUGACAGUCAAUGAUAGUUAUAGUUUCGUUUACGUUGCUCAUCCUCGUGCUGUCACUCACAUUUCAUGGCGAAAAACUAGUAAAUACAUGCCAAAGGGAUCAGUUUCAAAUAUGUUAGUUACUUCCUGUCGUGAUAAUAUUUGCCGAGUUUGGACAGAGACGAUACCACCGGAAAUUGAAGGCUUAGCCAAUAUGAGUCAAUUUGAAGGCAGUGAUAGACAUGGACAUCAUGGAAAAAAUCGUCAUCAUAAUAUGCAUAAACACAGGUUUAUGCAACGCCUUAAACACAUGAAAACGUGUUUUCAUAUUCGUCGUCAUGCAAAACAACAACAACACCAGGCAGGACACACUGCCCCAACUCUUCCGACAUUACCGUCAACGUAUUCAGUUCAUGAUUUUCAUAAUAAUUAUCAAACAUCAGCGCACUAUCCUGGAAUGCAUUUUCAUCUUGCCGCAAGCAUUAAUGCUGAAACAGAUAUUCCACUUGUACCAAGUUUAAUUACCGGUGAUCCUGAUCGAGAACCGAAUUUCAUUUUACAUUGGUUGAAUAAUAAGGAAAUGCAUUUUACAAUGCAGGCGGAAAAUAUUUUACAGGAAUUGACGCGGAAAGUCGUGGAAAAGGAGGAAGGUAUGCAAAAUCAGGAAGUAGAACAAACGGAACACGAUUCAGAAGACGAGCAUACACCAAAGAAAGGCACUAAACAUCAAUCCAGUCAAAAAACAAAUGUUGUUGGUGGACGAGCGAUGAGUCAAGAGGAUCACAGUAGCGAUGAACAUCAUACGGCACAUACAACAUCGUCCCAUCCUAGUCUUCCUCACAGUGCCCAUUCUCACCAAAGCCUUAGUAAUACAACAUCAAUUAAUUCAAUAGCAACGGAUGCAACAUCGUCAAUGAAUCAUGCACCCGAUUCUUUGGAUACAAAAAUUGAAACACUACUUCGCGAUUGGCAUCACAAUCCCGAUCUUUUAUUUUCAAUUCAUCCAAUUGAUGGUUCAUUUUUAAUUUGGCAUAUUGAAUGGUUAGAUGAAUAUCAUCCAGGAUCAUUUCGUCAGGCACAAAUAUCAUUUUCCACACGUAUUCCAAAUGCUUUUCCAUUGGGCGAUGCAUCAACAAUGAGUCACAAUGUAUCAAUGUAUUCGCACAAUACAGGUGGUCCAUUGUUAAGUAUUCGUGAAGUUGCAAAAUCAUCGACAAGACAUUCAGAAACAAAUGAAGUGACAACACCAUUGCCAAGUCUCAUUGAACAAGACGAGGAACAAUCGACACUAACAUCAAAAGCUGGACAGGAAUUAAUGAAAAAUGUACAAAAUUUUUCAAUAAAUCAAGAAACAAUACAAGAGAAUGGCACUACGACAACAAUGGAAAAUGGAAAAUCAACACAAGAUAAUGUCAACGAUAUAUUAACACAACCAAGUCCAAUUGUUUCAAUGGUAUCAAAACAUGAGAAUGGAACAUUAAAUCUUUGGCAAUUGACAUUUGCCGAUAAGACAAAAUUUUCACAAGUAUUAAGUAUUGGUCAUGCUUGUCGUGCAUCGGGUCAUCGUUUUCGUGUCAAUGAUAUUACUUGUCAUCCGGUAUUGCCACUAUUAGUGACAACAUCACAUCAUAAUGUUGCAUUACCUGAUUUUCCAAAUGUUGAUCAACAGCACAAUGAAGCUGAAUCAAUUGAGACAAUUAUCAAUAAAGAAGAUAAGGAUAUAAUGUCACCUACUGGAUUUUGCAGUGAAUUAAUACUUUGGCGUGUUGAUGCUGUGGGUCCAUUAUCAAAAAGUGGCGGUGUUUCUGAAUUGGCGCGCAUUAAUUCACCGGAAAUAUCGGCAUUCAGUAAUGUCGCCUGGAUACCAACACUUCUUCCUAGUACAACAUUGGGAAAUUUGUCAAAUUCACCGAGUGCAUGUUUUGUCGCAAGUGACGGUGAAUCAUUACGUGUUUAUCAAGCUGUCAUUGAUGCACGAACAUUAUUGGCUGAAGUUUCAAUUAGUGAGAGACGAAGUCGAAUGAUGGAUUCAAUGGCAAGUUUAUCGACUGAUAUUUCAUCUGAUGAUGGUAUUCGACAUUCAAUACAUGAUCGUAUUAAAAUUGUUUCACAACAAUCGACAGCGCGACCUGGUUGUGUUAUUCAAUUGGAUGCAAUUUCUGAUGCGACACAUGAUUGGCAGAAUACCCAAUUUCUUCAUGUUUUUCAAGAGCAAUUAAUAACUGGCGAGAGAAAUGAUGAGAAAUUACCUGGUCUUGAUACGACAAUUAAUGAUUUGGGUUUAAUGGAAUCGACACUCGAUGCAAUGGUGGAUUUACAACAAUCGGCAGUAUUUGAGGAGCCGUUUUAUAUUGUUGUCUUGGAAAGGACACAAAGAGGAACGACUGUUCAUAUGUGGCGAUUGGUAAUUGCAUCGCAGCCAGAAUCAAAUGGUUUAUCAGAAUCAAUGAUGUACGUACCAGAUUCCCAGUUGGUCCAGGACGAAGAUGAUGAAGGUACACCAGGACGAUAUAGUCACGCCGAUGGACGUAGAUCACGACGACCAAGUCAAAGUGGAAAUCGAAGUCGUCGCGAGAGUCAAGCCGAUUAUGAUUCAACAUUUUUUCAUCGACGACAUCACAAUAGUCAUGUACUGAUAACAACAACAAAAGUUUGUACACAAGAUUUACCCUUACCAGAUGGUGUUGAAGUUGUUCAUGCAGCACCAGCCGCUGGACAUUUGAGUAGUUCAUCAAUUUAUCCCGCUUGUUUUGCGCCCUAUAUCGUUGUAACAGCGUGCAGUGAUAGUACAGUGAGAUUUUGGAAGUGUAAAGUGACAAAAGUAGGUGAGGAAAAUCAAUUAAAUUAUGAAUGGUGUGAAUGGGAAAUGAUACGCAAGGAUAAAGAAUCAACGAUUGAUAUUACGGGACAACCAUUAAAUAUCAGCGCUGCUUAUAGUGGUAGAAUUGCGUGUGCCUAUAAAUAUGGAAAAUCAUUUACACGACCAACAAAAAGUGAUCCAGAUUCACGUUAUGUGAAUCUUUGUGUUGCAAUUUAUGAAUGUGAAAGUACAGGUGGUAGUGAAUGGAUAUUAGAGGAUACAAUUCAUUUGAAGAAUAUUCAUUUACCGAGAAUUCAGGUUGAUCAACAUUUGGAUUUGAGUUAUUUAUAUGAUAGUAGAUUUUUACAAAAGAAACAAAGAUUAACGCAAGUUUUACAAACAUUGAGUCAUGAGGAUGUGAGAUCGCCAAGAAAUGGUGAGAAUGGUGAUAGUACAAAAGCUGGACUAUUGGCUGUACCAUCGUUUAGUACAUUGCAAUCGUUGAGAAAAUCAAUAAUUGAAAAUGGAAAUACAUGUCCAUUGACACAAAAGCAUUUAGUACAACUUGAUUGGGUUUCAAAAGAGGAUGGAUCACAUAUAUUGACUGUUGGUGUUGGUUCAAAAGUAAUGUUAUUCACGCCAGUUUGUUCAGAUCUUGCUCAAGCUAAUAUGAAAGCAAUGAAAGAAUCACAGGGUACAAAUCGACCGAUAUUACGUAAAACAUCAUCGCUUGCACAACCACAAUUUGUUGAUGAGAUACGAUGGAUGAAAUUAAGAAAAAUUGAAUUAACAACAGCCGAUGGUUUACCACCAUUACCAAUGCAAAUAUCAUGGGUUAGAGAUGGUAUUUUAGUUGUUGGAAUGGAUUCAGAGAUGCAUGUCUAUUCACAAUGGAAACCAAAUCCAAAGAAUGAUUGUUUUCAUUCGGGAUUACAACAUCAAGAAUCGGAUGAAUUUCAAGCGAGUCGAAAUUUACGCGAUGAAGAUUUACGAACAUUGGCUAAUGAAACAUCACAGAGACGAUUGGCAAAUGUAUCAUCGAUGACACAUUUAUCGCGUGUGAGUAGUAUUAAUUUAACAAUGUUGGACGCUAAGAAAAAACGUGGCCUACAAACGGAAGGCGCUAAUUAUGAUUAUAUGCCGGAUUAUGGAUUAUUUGAGGCAUCACGUAUUGCAUGUCCUGUAUUGCCGCAAUAUCAUCCAAAGCAAUUGAUGGAAUUAUUGAAUUCGGGUAAAAUUCGAUGGGUUAAAGCGAUAUUGGCACAUUUGGUGAGAUGUAUAGCGAGUUCGUGUACAAUACGUGCGGAUGAUGAGAAUUUAAUGAAACAACGUAGUGGUUGGUCGAGAUCGAGGACAAUGUCAGUGAGUUAUGUUGGUACAACAUCGCCAUUGGAACCAAGGGGUUCAACAACACAAAUACCCGAGGAAUUGACAUUGGAUUAUGCGGAGAUAACGUCGAUAUCACCAUUGCCAUUGUGGACAUUGUUGAUAGCUGAUAAGGAGACGAAUACAAUAAUACAACAAAAGGAGGAUAAACAGGAUUAUAAUGAAUUGUUUGAUGGUAAUGUUGAUGAGGGUGAUUCAUUGGACGAUAUGCUCGAUGAUGAUUAUGAUUCAUCGCGACAAAAAGAUAGGAGAUCAUCGGUACCGGAGCGUCAAGGAAUUUCUCAUUUUGGUCCAAGGCAGGGACGACUGUUGUCACGUCUAUUGACACAUACACAUUUACCUGGUUUAUCGAGUUUGGAUCAAAUGCAUUUGCUUGCAUUGGCCGAUACUGUGUCAACGUGUAAUGUUGAUUUUGCCGAACGUUUUGCAAUUGAUGCGGCUAAAAAUGCAAUUGCAAAGGAAAAUUUAACGGGUAUACCUGAUGGUGAAGCUGUAUCGACAGAUUCAUUAGAUGAUUGUGGUCUUCGUUUUCUUUUGGCAAUGAAGCACUAUAAUUAUUUAAUUCGUUGUUUGCCAAUGUCACAGAGAGCACAAUUUCAAAAACAAGGUGUUUCAUCGAAUAAUCUUGUUUGGGCAUUUCAUUCAGAAUCGGAGGAGGAAUUAUUGGGAUUGAUACCGUCUUAUGCUAAGGGACAACCAAAAUGGAUGAUAUUAAAAGAAUUGGGCGUUGGAUGGUGGAUUAGAAGUAAUGCAGUGUUAAAAACAUGUAUUGAAAAAGUUGCUAAAGCUGCUUUUCAACAAAAACAAGAUCCAUUGGAUGCUGCUAUUUAUUAUUUGGCAAUGAAAAAGAAAAAUUUAGUUUGGGGUUUAUUUAGAAAUCAAAAAGAUGAUAGAAUGACGGCAUUUUUUGCGAAUAAUUUCACUGAGGAUAGAUGGCGAAAGGCGGCAUUGAAGAAUGCAUUUGCAUUACUUGGUAAACAGAGAUUUGAACAUGCGGCGGCUUUCUUUUUAUUGGCCGGUGCAUUGAAAGAUGCAAUUGAUGUGUGUUUAAAUAAAUUAAAUGAUAUUCAAUUGGCAAUGGUAAUUGCAAGACUCUAUGAGGAUGAUACAACAUCGCCAAAUUUAAAGAGAUUAUUAUUUGAGGAAAUUUUAGGCUGUGACAAAGAGGGUAAUAAUCAGGAUAUGAGUAAAUUUCAUCCAGAUCCAUUUUUACGUAGUAUGGCAUUGUGGAUUCUUAAGGAUUAUUCGGGUUCGCUUAAUACUUUAUUGUUGACGAAUGUUGGAACAAUGCAUCCGCAAUAUAAUGACGAAUCAGAGAAACCUGAGGGAACAACAGCGAAUCCAAAUGUUUUUAAUUUCUAUGUGUAUUUAAGAACACAUCCGCUAUUGAUUAGACAGUAUAUUGCAUCGACUGCACAGGAUAGAAAGAAGGGACAUUCGGUGGUGAUUUCGGGUUUUAGCUAUGGUACAGAAUCAAAAGGACAGCCUGAUAAACAAUUAACGUUGGAGGAUAGUAUUACACCAUUGGAGAGACAACUUUAUUUUACAACAGCACAUGCACAUUUUAAAGCUGGAUGUCCUGCUCUUGCACUUGAAGUUUUAUCGAAAUUACCCAGUAAAGUUAUGGAUUCAAAUUGUGAAGAUUCGCCGAGUCUUCUUAAUAGUCCGGUUAAAUCGAGAGCUCAAGAUUUGCAAAUUGAUACGGGAAUUAUUAGUUGGGGUGGUUCAAAAGCGCCGGAAAUUAAGCAGGAGUCAUCGACGGCCUUUGAUUGGUCACAGCCGGAGGUUAAAAAGAGUGAUGAAUUGGUUUUGGAUUGGGGAAAUGAUGAUGAUGAUAAUGAAGAUGGUGAGAGUCCACCUUUGAGUAUGAAUUUUGAUAAAAAGGAAAAGAAAAUCGAAAUUGAGAAAGAUAAGGAAGAGGAAGUUAAGACAAAUGGAUCAUUGGAUAUAAUGGCACAGCAAUUGAAAUUUGUUGCGUGUCUUAAGAUUCUUAUGGAGGAAUUAUCAACUUUGGCAACGGGUUUUGAAGUUGAUGGUGGACAAUUGCGAUAUCAACUUUAUGUAUGGCUGGAAAGAGAAGUCGAUGCUUUGAAGCAACUUUGUAAUUAUAGCGCCAACACUGAUGGUGAUACAAUUAAUUCCUCGGAAUAUGAAGGUGGAAUGGUGGAUGAUGUUCCACCUUAUAGACCUGGUGAACAGCCGACGUUACAUGAAAUUUUACUCUCUGAGAAACUUGAUUUUGAAGCAAAAGUUCAACGGGCAGCGAAAAGAAAAAAAUGGCUUAAAGCUAAUGAAACAUUACUCAGAACACUUUUGUCUUAUUGUUCAUUGCAUGGAGCAUCGGGUGGUGGAUUAGCGUCAGUGAGAAUGGAAUUACUUUUGUUGCUUCAGGAACUUCAACAGGAAAAAACGCAACAACAAUUGUUGAGUCCUCUUCCCUUUCCAACAACACUGCCAUUACUCAGUGCAAGUGUAGCUUGCAAUAAGACUGUCAUUGCUGAUCCAGUUCGUCAUUUACAGUCUUUGACUCAUGAUAUGCUGCAAACAUUGGUGGAAUUGAGAAAUACUCCAAUGCCUCAUAAAAACACUCAUUACUGUGAAGUUUUUAUCAUGAGAGAUCUUGCCGUAGCUCUCAGUGCCUGCAUCUAUCAAUCUCUCUGUGAUUCCGAUACAUUUGUCAUGAAACAUCAUCAGUUCGAUAACAGCUUUCCGGCGUCCUCGGAAGUAGAACCAUUCUCAGGUGGUCAUUUGGUGGCGUCAAAUAAAUAUCAUCGUCGUUAUUCCACGGAAGAUGGAAUUGUAAUAACAACAUCGCCGACAAAAUGGCCCGGUGUAACAAGUUUACGAGCACUUUUGGCACGUGAAAAAGAUGAAGAUACACCAAAAUUAAAUAUUCUUUUGUCCGAGGCAUUUGUUGCGACUUACAUGAGUCUUUUUGUUUAUGCUCUGUCGAGCUGUGACAGUCAUAUUUUAUAUCGAUUGGUGGGUCAAAAAUUUGACAAUAACACGUGGUCAACACUUUUUGGUGGUGGUGUUAAGAAACUUUUACGUGUCGCAAGCACUGGAGCACAAUCAUCUGGAACACCGGUGGUCGAACGAACUGAGAGUAUCAGUGAAAUUCAAACUGCAACUGGCAUGUGGAAUACAAUGACAUCAUUGACGAAACAACGAAUGAAAUUAAAUAUGAAACUUCUUGGACAAUUCACGGGACAACAGCCAAAUAUGAAGGAGGAUAAGCCAACAUAUCGUGAACAAUUUGUCUCGCCGCUAAUGAGUAUGAUAUCAUAUUUUCUUAUAAAGCCGAGAAUCGAGAACGAGUACGCUGAUGAAAUUGAUUAUGACUCAUCGGAUUCGGCGGUAUCGGAUCUCGAUUCAUCGGAGGAUGAGGAAGACGUUUUUGAUACGAAUGCAAAACCAAAGAGUAAACCAAAGGAUAAUACCGAGCACUCGAAUCCUAAUUCGUACAGCUGGAGUAUUCUAAGAUUAGCCAUUGUUCGAAUUCUACAGCAGCAAAUGCAAGACUUCUUGAAUAUCGCAGGAAUUGAAAUGCAAGAAUUGCCAGUGUGUAGUCCAUUGAUUCAUGGAACAUUAGGGAUCGUAGCUCAAUGGCAAGAGUCAUUACGUGAGGAACUCGAUUCUAAAGGACCGCCAUCAGCGAAUUUUAUUCCUGGUUGCGCUCCCGAUCCUGCGCCUACGCCUGGAAAACCUGCAAUUCAUAAAUAUCGAUCACUUUUAGAAAAAGGAAAUACACCAUUCAAUACUCGAUUAUCAGCUGCAGCUUCAGUGAAUCGUUUAUGGUGUUAUUUGGUGAGACAAGAGGCUGUGCAGGAUAUAUUUAUUAGAUCAGUAUUUGGUAAAAGAAGAUCACUAUCAGCGUUAUUAGAUUCUAAUCAAAGUGGAGUAGAUAAUCUUAAUCGAGGAUCAGGAACUGGAGAAGACAAAGGAAGCGACAGUGGUACGACCAGUUUGCCAGAGCCUGUUAGAAUUAUUCACAAGGAACAAGACAGCAUUAGUGCCUUUUGUUUAAAUCAGGUAAACGCAGGACUGAUGGCCUUGGCAACUCCACGAGAGGUGCAAGAAAUGGACAUAUCGCUACUUCUUGAACUACCUUCGUGGUUGGAAGAUGAAUGCGAAUUUGAUUUAAUUAAUCUUAAUAAGCAACCUGAUCCAGAACCUCUUCAGCCCACUAGUUUUCUAGUCAUACAGACGGCAGCCGAUAGACCUCUACUUGCACAAAGUCCGCAGCAAAAUAGUCCACAACCACAGUCAGGCAUAGCUAGUCAAAGCGGACGAGGCGCAAGUGUGAUGAAGGGGAUGCCCGCUUUUCCUGGCUCCCACGAUCUUCGUUUCUGUCAGUUUGUCGCUGAUAGGAGUAAACACUUAUUGAAGCCGAUCUUGAAACAUAAAAUUGAUGGUAUUAGAAGAGUCUCUUCACAUCCGCUGUUACCGCUGUACUUAACAGGAUCUCAAGAUGGAUCAGUGUCAUUGUGGGAAUGGGGUCAUCAAACUGCAGUCGCAACCCCAAGACCAUCGGGCACUUUUGCAAAAGUCACUCGAGUGCGUUUCUCUCAACAUGGAAACAAAUUUGGAGUCGCCGAUUCAGACGGACAUCUCAGUUUGUUCCAAGUGGCUUGUAGAGACGGAACGGCAAGACCUUUCUUCAAUUAUCAGUGUCAUAGUAAAGUCACAGCCGAUUUUGUCUUCCUUGGAGCGUGUAGUCUUGUUGCCACUGCUGGUCAUGGCUCUGAAGGACGAAACGUUGCUCUCUGGGAUACUCUACUUCCACAAAAUAAAUCCCAAGUACAAGGAUUUGUGUGUCACGAUCAGGGAGCGAGUUCAGUGAUAUUAGCCCCACAGCAUCAGCUGUUGAUCAGCGGUGGGAAAAAGGGCGAUAUCAAUAUUUUUGACGUUAGACAAAGGCAACAACGUCACAGAUUUCAAGCUCAUGAGUCUGCGAUUAAGUGCUUGGCACUUGAUCCACACGAAGAGUUUUUUGUUAGCGGUGCCGGAGAUGGUGAUAUAAAAGUGUGGGGUCUAACCGUCCAUUCUCUUCUUUACUCAUUUCCUGGAGAACAUCCUAGAUCUAGCUUUUUCAAGAAUAUAGGCCAAGGCGUUACUCAAUUACACGUGGAUUCAGCAGGUCGUCUAUUUUCCUGUGGGGCGGACGGUUCAAUGAAAGUACGCCAAUUACCAGAACGGGACUGUAUAAUUCAGAACUAUUAUUAGAAAUUAAAGGAUAUUUAAUAAUGAGACACGGAAAUAAUGUAAGUAAGCCAGAGCAACUGCUACGAUAUCUUAAAAAAAAAACUAAAAAAAAAAAACGCAAAAUGGCCUUUGAUACGUGAGGUUAUAAUCGUAAAAGGGAACGAAGGAACAAAACCAAAAAAAAGUCGACACAAUCUUGAAAGUAUACUUGAAAAUUAGAAAAAAAAUAUUUACAAAAAAAAAAUAUGACUCGUUAGGGCAAAACACGAUUAACUAGUUCCCACGAAAAAAAAAUUACGCCUUUGACGAUGACAAUGAAAAAAAAAAAAACCGAGAAUUAUUCAUCUAUUUUUCAAAAAAAAAAAAAAAAAGAUAAAAAGCACUGCCAACGUCUUUAAAAACUAUCGUGUAAUACGGAAGAACAAAAAAAAAAAACUCAAUUGGCUAAUUUGCUUUCUUUUUGCAAAAAAAAUCUCUACGUACACAUUGAAUAAUUAAUUACUGAUCCUAUAUUUAAGUAAUCACUAAGUAAUUAAUUAUGACACUUAUUAAAUAGACGUUGAUUUUUCAAAAACAAUUUAAUUUCAAAUCGAAAAAUCUCUUUUUCAAAAAAAAAAAAAUCGAUAUUAAUAAAUUUGCGACAGUAUUCGCAAUUUUCAAAAACAGUGACAAUUUUCAUAAAAAUCUUUUAUAUAAAAAAAACAAAUUCUUUAUUCUUAGACGUAAAAAAUUGUCUUCUUCAAAAUUUAUCUUCAAAUAAAAAACUGUCGUGUAAAAAUUUUUAGAAAAAAAAAAUACGUAAUUUAAAAGAAAAUUAAAAUAAACUUUUUCCUCUAAAAGUGAAAUUUUUGUGUGAAUAUUUUAAUGAGAAAAAAAAAUUGCUUUUUUCUUGUAAAAAUUUACUUCUUUUUUUUUAACUUAAUCCGUGUUACCGAAGCUUUUUCGAAAAGUAGCUUUCUUAACUGACAAUAUCUUUAAUCGCUAUCGUAUCUACUAAAUAAUAUCUCCUCUGAAGCCUAUUUCAUAAUUGUAUUAUAUCAAGAAAAAAAAAUUAUAAUAAUAAUCUUAAACGUCAGUUUAAUUAUGUCCUAAUAAUAGUCUAAUCUUGAAGAAAAAGAAGAAAAAAAAAUAAAGGGAAAAAAAAUUGACGUCGAAUCUCUAACGAUGCUACUCGUUUAUUAUAAUAUCAAUUUCUCUCAAACAUCUUUGGAGAUAUCUUUAUACGUCUUAUUACGAAUUUAUUAAAUUUAUUCCAUUUUCAAGAAUCGUCAUUCAUAUAAUGUUUGUUAUAUAUAUAUAUAAAUAUAAAAAAAAAUUAUUGUCACGUAGUCUAUUUGUGUUUUGUAAAUACUUAAUUAUAAAAAGAAAAAGAAAAAGACCGAACCGAAAUAGCAAAUUAUAUCAACUGAGAUACCUCUCGUUGUUUUUAAGUCGAAGCGAAUUAAUUGUUAUUAAUUAUAACCUGGUUGACAUUUUCUGAUUUUAUAUAUAUAUACACAUAUAUUUAUUGUCAAAUUUAUUUUCUUAUUAAUCUGAUAUGGAUAAGAAUUUUUUAAUGUUGUCCUUGUGAAAUUUUUUUUUUUUUAAUCAUUAUUGAAUGAAGAUAAUUUUAAAAAAAUGGAUCUUUUGAUCUCUAAAUUAUAGACGCAUGAAUAUUUAUAAAAAUAUUUUACUCUCGAUUUUUAUUAGAUCAAAUUUUAAUAAGGUCGAAAAUUUAUUUUCUUACAUUUUUCAAAAAGAUGUAAAAUUUUCAUUUAACAGAAUUUUUAUUUACAUUUUUAUUAAAUUUUUUUAUUUUCUAUAAUGUAGCAAAUAAAAUAGAAAUUCUUUCAUUUAAACAUUUUAAAUUAAAUUCAACUUCGGCCUAAAUUGAAAUUUUCUUAAAUGAAAAAAUUACGUAACAAUUUUUAAGGUUUGAGAAUUUAUUAUAAAAAGGGAAUAAAUAUAAAUUUAAUUUUAGUUUUAUAAAAUUUAAUCCACUGGAAAUUUGAAAUAAUUAUUUGAAAAUAUUCAUGCAAAUCCCAUAAAUUAAUUUUUUUCAGUAGCUUUUAAAAUUUUUAAAUUUAAAUACAACUAUUUUCCCGAUUUUGUACUUGCAAUAAUAGUUUUUCGAUUUAAAAAAAAAAAAAAAAUGAAAUUACAAACCGGACGGUAAAUAUUUUCCAAUAAGAAUGUAAAAUUCAAAGCAAAAAAAAAAUUGAAAUAAUUUCCAAAAAAUCUCAAUUUCUAAUCAAAAUUUCAAGUACGAAAAGAAGGAAAAUUUCAAUUCAAAAAUUAUAAUUUUUAACUUAUCAAUUUAAUUGAAUAAUAUAUUGUUAUUGUUUUUAUUGCACGAAUAUCUGGAAAAACAAUUAAUUUCGAAAAUUCGAAAUAAAUAUUAAAUUAAUAUAAAAAAUUGUUAUCACUCUAUUGUUAAAAAAAAAAUAUAUAUAUAUAUAUACAAAAAAAAUUAUUACAAAAUGCUACUAAAAUGUAUACAUGUGAUGCCGAGUUGAUAAAGAAAAAAAAAAACCAAAUUAUUUCGAUGAAACUUUUACAGCCAUAACUUUGUCAAAAAAAAUUCAAGAUAUAUUCGAAAUUAGUUGACAAAAAAAAAAAAAAUUGUCAAAAAUUUUUUCAUGAAUCACUUGAAAUUUGUUGAACGAAAAACAAAAAAAAAGUCGAAACGAAAUAAUAAAACCACAGUCUCAUCAGUACUUGAUCGUGAUUCACUGCUUUAAUAUUUAGACAAUAUAAAAUUAUUAUUAUUAUAAAACAUGAAGAUAGUUGCAAAUUAAACAGACAAAUAAAAAAAAAACAA